This is a messenger RNA of Trematosphaeria pertusa, 1861 nucleotides long. RefSeq names its product kinase-like protein. The coding region runs from base 108 to 1766 and encodes 552 amino acids. Gene Ontology annotation, biological process: protein phosphorylation; mitotic DNA damage checkpoint signaling. NCBI's taxonomy places the organism in Eukaryota, Fungi, Ascomycota, Dothideomycetes, Pleosporales, Trematosphaeriaceae. Gene Ontology annotation, molecular function: ATP binding; protein serine/threonine kinase activity; protein binding. The transcript has 2 exons. Gene Ontology annotation, cellular component: nucleus. The record is from RefSeq and is a predicted model, not a curated record.
AAACCAAGCUGCAAUCUGUUCUGCGAACCCCCAACCGUACAAGGUCAUUUUCUUCGUACACUUAGCAGUUUGUCGUUCGUGCUGUCGUCUAACUUUGACCUUAAAUCAUGGUCCUCCCUGAGCCUCACCCUCUUGCCAUCUUUUCGCUCGUACCUCUCAACGAUCGAGCUAAGUCUGUCCUCGACCAUCCGGACAACAUCCACCUCGUCUCGCUCAUUCCCCAAGCCGUAAAAAAUCCCCUGAAAGAAAAAGAGGAAGAAGACGGAAAGCCAACGCGCGGAGAACCAACACGCGGGCUCAACAUCGGCACCCACAUCGGCUCCAAGUCCCGCUACACUCUAGCGACGCUUGGGCGCCUCGGCGACAUCACCGUCGAAGGGUCGAGCAUCUCGAAGAUCCAUUGUUCUUUCGAUGUCCACUGCCACACGAAUGAGAUCAUACUCUGGGACCAGUCGUCCAACGGGUCGACCCAGACCUUCGGUCAGAAUGCCAUGAAGAUUCCGUCCAGGCUGGAGCGCCCCGAUCGCUGGGUUGUCGUGGCUAAAAAGGUCAAUAACAUAUUCGGAUUCGGCGGCAGUCAUUGCGAUCUUUUUGAAUUUAUGAUACAUUGGCACGAGCCUGUAAACGAUCUCAAAGAGCGUAUCAGCUACCGAGAGGACCAUCCUAAGUACACCCGAACCUUGGACGACGAGACGGCAACCGUCAUAACAUCCAAGCCUGCCACCCGGAUUCACACUCCUAUCAAAUACACCCCAGGCACUUUCACACCGGGCGUUCAAGGUCAGGCGAAGAAGAUCAGGUACUAUACGAAAAAAAGGAUCGGAAAGGGCUCGUUCGGCGAGGUCUGGAAGGCCGUGGAUGUCGACACCGGUGAAGUGUUCGCUCUCAAGCUGAUACCAUGGCCAAAACUUGGACCUCAGUCGCAGCAGUACACGUUGUUAAAACGGGAAGUGGAAAUAUCUGCCAGCCUGUCUCACCCAAACAUCGUGGAAUUCAUAUCAGCGCAAGGCUGGGGAGGGACGCACCUUGAAGUCUUCACAGGACUCAAAGAUGGCAACCUAGAAGACCUGAUUAGUGCAGAUCUCUUCCGAAACGAUGAGGCGACUUCCCUUCUCCGUGAGAUGCUCGAAGCGCUAGAUCACCUCGCAUACAAGGGCAUUGUCCAUAGAGACGUCAAGCCAGAGAACAUUCUCUACACACGUCUACCAGCCGGCAGCUAUACCUUUCAGCUCACGGAUUUUGGCCUUUCGAAUGUCAUUACUGACGCCCGAUCGUACGCCGGAUCGCCGAUCUAUAUGGCCCCCGAAUUGCUGUCCAAUCCAACAAACCCUCAGACGUCGAAGGUAGAUGUCUGGUCCCUCUUUGUCACUCUCGCUUACGCGCUGAACGUGGAUGGGUUCCGGGAGAAGCCAUUCGACACGAAUGAAUUCAAGGUUAGGGCAGUACAAGAGGCUGCUCGCGAUCCUAUCCUCAAUCCGCUCCGAGACAUGGCGAUCAUCGACCCCAGCCGACGAGCUUCUGCGGGAGAGAUGCUCGAUAAGUUGUUUGGUGGAAAAGGUCGCUCAAGCCCGCGCAGCAAGGCCCAGAACGACGCUGGCCACACAGAUGCGGCCGCAUCAAAACCACAGCCUGAACGGCAUCCACGCGCAAAACAGAGCAGGCAACCCGAUCGACAACGAACGAAGUGUCCCCGUUGUCACUUUGAAGGAGACAAGGAAGAGGUUCGACGCCAUAUUAUGUUCUAUCUGCAUACCGUGCAGGCGUGAGGGUUUAGAGAGUUUGACUGUCGUUGAAGGGUGUCGUGUGAGAACGCAAGUCCUGACCCGGGAUCGAAGAUUUGGGAAACUGGCACGAAGAAUCG